Talaromyces marneffei is the source of this 324-nucleotide messenger RNA. RefSeq lists its product as uncharacterized. The transcript is spliced from 2 exons. The record is from RefSeq and is a predicted model, not a curated record. Gene Ontology annotation, cellular component: precatalytic spliceosome; U2 snRNP. Lineage: Eukaryota; Fungi; Ascomycota; Eurotiomycetes; Eurotiales; Trichocomaceae. Gene Ontology annotation, biological process: mRNA splicing, via spliceosome. Bases 1 to 324 code for a protein of 107 amino acids.
AUGGCAGACAAGCUCCGUACCCUCCAAAACCUCGAGGCCCUCCAAACCCGCUACGUCGGUACCGGGCACGCCGACACAACCAAGUACGAAUGGACCUCCAAUAUUGUCCGCGACAGCUACGCUUCGUACAUUGGUCAUCCGCCUCUUCUGGAGUAUCUGGCGAUUGGAAUGGGUGAACCCAAGGAGAAAGUGCGCACGAUGAUGAUUGAGAAGAUGAUUCGGGGGGGCUGGGAAUCCGCCGGAGGUACAAGAUUAAGUGGUUCUAUAGCGCUACGAUUCGAAAAUACGACGAUUUAUGGACUCUCGAUGACGAUAAAGGGAUGA